AUGGCUUUCGGCGGCGCUGCGCUGAAGUUCAUCGCAACAGCACUCUACGCUCUUGAAUUCUGUUGUGCUGCGAUCGUUCUUGGAAUUUACUCCUACUUCCUCUCGGUCCAGGCCGAUCGUAAUGUCACCAUUCCCCGAUGGCAGCAAGCCGUAGAGGGUCUGUCUGGUGCGACCGUCCUCUACACCAUCGCCGCAGUUGUCUUUACCUGCUGCCUUGGCGGCAAGACCUUCUUUGCUCUCACCGGCCUGAUCUUUAAUGUCCUUUGCUGCGGUGCCAUGAUCGCUGUCGCCAUUUUGACCCGUGACGGAGCAUCAAGCUGCACUGGCAACGUCAACACUCCCCUCGGCAAUGGCGCCAGUACCUCCAAAGAAGGCUUUGGUAGCAACGGUCAGGGCAACCAAAUCACCUACGCUGCAUCUCUCGGCACUACCUGCAGGCUCAACACUGCUUGUUUCGCGGUCGCUAUCAUCGGAGCCCUUCUCUUCUUGCUCUCGAUUCCCGUACAGGUCCUGCUCAGCCGUCACCACAAGAAAGAGAAGCGCUUCGGUCCCGGCCCUACCAACGGCUACACCAAGGGCUCUGGCAAGAAAUUCUGGCAGCGCAGGUCCCGCAACAAGGAGCUCCGCGACCCUGAAGUCGCUGCUGUCCCCGCUACCUCGACCACCGGCCACGCUGCUCUUGCUCCUGGUGCUCGUGACUACCGUCCCAGCCACGACACUCACAUGACCGGUUCCACCGUUGCUCCUCCCCACGGCACUACUCCUCACGGUCCCCUUGACAACCACGCUUACAGCAAGCCUGUUACCGGCGGCUACCACACCGCACCUACCAGCACCUAUGCAACUCCUGGCACCAAUUACUAG
Molecule: messenger RNA, 864 nt
Organism: Didymella exigua CBS 183.55
Lineage: Eukaryota; Fungi; Ascomycota; Dothideomycetes; Pleosporales; Didymellaceae
Exons: 2
Coding region: 1-864 (287 amino acids)
Source: RefSeq, a predicted model, not a curated record